UAAGAUCGAUACUGUAACGAGAGUGUAAUGACGUCACUCCGAGAAGUAUACGAUUGCACGUGGAUUAACUAGGGAGAAGGAUAGUGUAUUUUGAUAAAUAGGAAAAAUCUCCGGGUGAAAUGCGAGUAGAGAAGUGUUACUUCUGUUCUUCUCCUAUGUAUCCCGGACACGGGAUACAAUUCGUACGAAACGAUUGUAAGAUUUUCAGAUUCUGCAGGUCAAAAUGUCACAAACUUUUCAAGAGGAAGCGGAACCCGCGCAAGACCAGGUGGACAAAAGCCUUCAGGAAGGCCGCUGGCAAGGAACUGACCGUCGAUCCGGCCUUCGAAUUCGAGAAGAGAAGAAACAUUCCGACAAAAUAUAAUAGAGAACUCUGGCAGACCACACUGAAGACGAUGAAAAGAAUCGAAGAAAUUAAAGAGAGAAGAGAAGGACAAUUUAUAUUGAACAGAUUGCAGAAAGGAAAGGCUCUGGCAAAAGAGAAAGAUCUGAAGAUAAUUCAGAGAGACAUGGCUUUGAUUAAAUCACCAGCGGCAGCUACGGUCGCGGUCGCGCAGAUGGAAGUGGUGGAAGAAAGAAAGGAAACUCAGAUGGAAGAAAACUGACUUGUAUAAUAGAAACAAAAAUAAAAAUAAAUAUCUUAGAUUUUA
This is a messenger RNA of Centruroides sculpturatus (bark scorpion), 650 nucleotides long. RefSeq names its product probable ribosome biogenesis protein RLP24 (gene RpL24-like). The record is from RefSeq and is a predicted model, not a curated record. Bases 120 to 605 code for a protein of 161 amino acids. Lineage: Eukaryota; Metazoa; Arthropoda; Arachnida; Scorpiones; Buthidae. Gene Ontology annotation, cellular component: nucleolus. The transcript has 5 exons. Gene Ontology annotation, biological process: ribosomal large subunit biogenesis.